This is a messenger RNA of Ziziphus jujuba (common jujube), 2027 nucleotides long. RefSeq names its product anthranilate synthase alpha subunit 1, chloroplastic. Gene Ontology annotation, biological process: L-tryptophan biosynthetic process. The record is from RefSeq and is a predicted model, not a curated record. Bases 96 to 1862 code for a protein of 588 amino acids. Gene Ontology annotation, molecular function: anthranilate synthase activity. Lineage: Eukaryota; Viridiplantae; Streptophyta; Magnoliopsida; Rosales; Rhamnaceae. The transcript is spliced from 11 exons.
UCACUCUCUCUCUCUCUCUCUGUGUCUGAUCUCUCACAGUCAAUCUCACCGAAACCGACGGACUACCCGCUUUUCCUCUCCAACAUCCACACAGAAUGCUGACACUACCUUCCUCACACUACUGCAAGUUCCCCACCUCUCGCCGGCAGUCUCUUUUUCCGGUCACCGGCGCUGUAGUUGAUAGAAACUCAAGCUCAAGCUCCCUAGCGUUUCUUCGAAAACUGAAAUGCUCCUCCUCUCUCUCGAGUCCUCCAUCAUUUGUUAACGAAGUGGGAAAUUUCCAAGAAGCAUCGAAGAAUGGGAAUCUGGUUCCACUUCACCGGUGCAUAUUCUCCGACCACCUUACGCCGGUUCUUGCAUACCGUUGUCUGGUUAAGGAAGAUGACUUGGAGGCUCCCAGUUUUCUCUUUGAAGCGGUGGAGCCCAGCAACCGAGUUUCUACAGUUGGCCGUUUCAGUGUCGUUGGAGCCCACCCAAGAAUGGAAAUUGUGGCUAAAGAGAAAAAGGUUACGAUAAUGGAUCAUGAACAAGGGCGUUUUACAGAGGAAAUUGUUGAAGAUCCAAUUUCAAUCCCCAGAAGAAUUUCUGAAACUUGGAAGCCCCAACUUAUCGAUGACCUUCCUGACACAUUUUGUGGUGGCUGGGUUGGUUAUUUUUCAUAUGACACAGUUCGAUAUGUGGAAAAGCGAAAAAUUCCAUUUUCGAAGGCUCCCAAGGAUGAUAGAAAUCUACCAGACAUGCACUUAGGCCUUUAUGAUGAUGUAAUUGUGUUUGAUCAUGUGGAGAAGAAAGUAUAUGUUAUCCACUGGGUAAGACUAGAUUGUUACUCUUCCCUUGAGAGGGCUUAUGAAGGCGGAGUGAAACGUUUAGAAAUAUUACUGGCUAGAGUACAAGCAGCUAUGCCCCCAAGGCUAACAGCAGGUUAUGUGAAUUUAUAUACUCGCCAUUUUGGUCCUUCUUUGAAGAAUUCAAAUAUGACAAGGGAUGAGUAUAAGAAAGCAGUAGUGAAGGUAAAAGAACAUAUUCUCUCAGGGGAUAUUUUCCAGAUUGUAUUAUCUCAGCGUUUUGAAAGACGUACAUUUGCUGUUCCUUUUGAAGUUUAUAGAGCACUGAGAGUAGUAAACCCAAGUCCAUAUAUGACUUACAUGCAAGCUAGAGGAUGUAUACUUGUCGCUUCAAGUCCAGAAAUUCUUACUCGUGUAAAGAAGGGAAAGAUUGUGAAUCGACCACUAGCUGGAACUGCAAAAAGAGGGAAGACAACCAAAGAAGAUGAAGAUUUGGAAAUACAGCUUCUUAAUAAUGAAAAACAAUGUGCAGAGCACAUUAUGCUGGUUGAUUUGGGUCGGAAUGAUGUUGGAAAGGUAUCAAAAUAUGGUUCUGUGCAGGUGGAAAAUUUAAUGAAUGUUGAACGCUAUUCCCAUGUCAUGCAUAUAAGCUCCACGGUUACUGGGAAGUUGCUUGAUUCUCUCACUUGCUGGGAUGCCCUGCGUGCCGCAUUGCCUGUUGGAACUGUCAGUGGGGCACCAAAGGUGAAGGCAAUGGAGCUAAUUGAUGAAUUGGAAGUGACGAGACGUGGCCCCUACAGCGGUGGAUUUGGUGGUGUGUCUUUUACUGGAGAUAUGGACAUUGCUUUGGCUCUCAGGACUAUUGUUUUUCCAACAGGAUCACGUUUUGACACCAUGUACUCAUACAAGGAUGCAAACCAGCGCCGAGAAUGGGUGGCUCACCUUCAAGCUGGUGCUGGAAUAGUGGCUGAUAGUGACCCUGAUGAUGAGCAUAGAGAGUGCCAGAACAAAGCUGCUGGUCUUGCCCGUGCCAUUGACUUGGCAGAGUCCGCAUUUGUUGAUAAAAAAUGUGUUUAGGGACCCAAAAAGGGUGAGCUUUAUGUUUUCUGAAUUUUGAUCUUGUGGGGUUUAAAGUGUUGGUUUUUUAGUAGGGUGGCAAGGAAAGUGAGAAGAUUGUAAGAAUGACAACACAGUUUCUGCUUGACUUUGUUUUUAAUGUGAAAAUAUGGCAGUUCAACUUCA